Messenger RNA from Corvus hawaiiensis (hawaiian crow), 1861 nucleotides. RefSeq names its product aquaporin-2-like. Gene Ontology annotation, cellular component: plasma membrane. The transcript has 6 exons. Gene Ontology annotation, molecular function: water channel activity. Lineage: Eukaryota; Metazoa; Chordata; Aves; Passeriformes; Corvidae. The record is from RefSeq and is a predicted model, not a curated record. Gene Ontology annotation, biological process: transmembrane transport. Bases 903 to 1682 code for a protein of 259 amino acids.
GUCCCCAUUCGUGUCCCGGGUGUGUGACCCCCCCCAGGACAGCCCUGUCCCCAUUCAUGUCCCAGGUGUGUGACCCCCCCCAGGACAGCCCUGUCCCCAUUCAUGUCCCAGGUGUGUGACCCCCCCCAGGACAGCCCUGUCCCCCCGCUUGUGUCAGGUGUGUGACCCCCCCCAAGGACAGCCCUGUCCCCAUUCGUGUCCCAGGUGUGUGACCCCCCCCCAGGACAGCCCUGUCCCCAUUCGUGUCCCAGGUGUGUGACCCCCCCAAGGACAGCCCUGUCCCCUUUCGUGUCCCAGGUGUGUGACCCAUCCUGGUCCCCCUGCCAGGGACAGCCCUGUCCCCACCCUCGAUCCACUUGUGUCACCCCUCCCGCUGCCCCCCAGGGACCCUGUCCCCACUCUUGUCACAGAUGUGUGACACCCCCGCCCCCCUGACAGGGAACAGCCCCGUUUCCCGUGCUCGUCCCAGGCGUGUCACCCUGUCCCCACUCUUGUCUCAGGGGUGUGACCCCCUCGGCCCCCCUCAGGACCCUGUCCCUGUGCUUAUCCCGGGUGUUUGACCCCCCCAGGGACAGCCCUGUCCCCGCUCUCAUCCCAGAUGUGUGACCCCCCCCCCCUCAUUUCCCCCAACCUUUCAUCCCGGCCUUUCAUCUCUGGUCGUCCUGGCAACACCCCAAAGGGUCCCGGGGGUUGCCAUGGCACCCAGGGAUGCUCCAAGCCCAAGGCAAGGAUCCCCGAAGCCCCCUCCCAAAGUCCCACCCCACCCUCAGCGCCUCAGGGGUGCCCUGUGCCGGGGGGGUGGCAGUGCUGGGGGGUGACAGGGACAGGGGUGGCAGUGCCAGGGGGUGGGAGGUGCCCCCACCCCGGCUGUCCUCCGCGUUCCCCUCUCCCACAGCUGCGCCAUGGCCAUCAGGGAGGAGCUGUGCAGCGGCCGCUUCUGGCGGGGGGUGCUGGCAGAGGUGGCAGCGACCCUCAUCUUCGUGGGGGUGGUCCUGGGGGCUUCCGCAGCCCCGGGGCCACUGGCUCCGGCUCUGGCCGGGGGGUUGGCAGCCGGGGGGCUCGUCUGUACCCUCGGGGGGCCCCAGGCCAACCCUGCGCUGACGCUGGCGCUGCUGUGCACCCGCAAGACGAGCGCCCUGCGUGGGGCUGCGGGGGUCCUGGCCCAGUGCGCAGGGGCCACGCUGGCCUCUGCUGCUGCCCGCGCAGCACUGCCGGACGACACCGGCCUCGUCACCAGGGUGAGCGCGCUGGGGACGGCGGGGACGGCGCUGGCCUGGGAGACCUUUGCCACCUUCCAGCUGGCGCUGGCCGCCUUCGCCGCCGCUGAGCACGCGGCCCCGCAGGCCGGGCUGGCCCUGGGCAGCGCCGUGGCAGCCGGUGCCCUGGCUGCAGGACCAUUCUCCGGGGGCAGCAUGAACCCUGCGCGCUCACUGGGGCCAGCCAUCGUCACCGGUGUCUGGGAUGACCAUUGGGUGUACUGGCUGGGGCCGGUGCUGGGCGCCGUGCUGGCCGGGCUCUCCUACGAGUUCGUCCUGGCGCCCGGAGCCUCCCGGGAGAAGCUGGGUGCCUGCCUCGCCUGCCGGGACGUGGCUCUGGUGGAGACCCCCAGCCUGUCCCCUUCCUCAGUGGCCCACGACCCCUCGGCCUCCCCAGCUGAGCAGCGGGAACCGGGCACUGCCUGAGCCCCCCCGGACCCCCCACUCCACCCCAGCCCCCCGAUCCUCCACACCCUGACACCGGCUCCUCGCCACCGCCAGAACCUUCCGUGGGGCAUCCCACAGAUGGGGAGGGGGGUCCGUGUCCCUUCCCCUUUUACUGUCCUCUCCCCCCGUGGGUGGAUUAAAGGUGUGUUGGGGUCGCA